GGCAGCCGGACCCGCAAAGAAAGGGGCAGAGCGGCCGGAGGACGAGCGAGCGGCCCCGGGGCGGUGGGGACCGGACCCGAGGCCCCGGUCGAUGUGACGGGCCGCGGCUGUGGCGGCGGCGGCGGCGGCCUGGGGCUGUGGAGGGCGGGAGGAGAAUUCAAAAUGACGAACGAAGAGCCCCUCCCGAAAAAAGUCCGCCUUAGUGAAACAGACUUCAAAGUUAUGGCUAGAGAUGAACUGAUCCUAAGGUGGAAGCAGUAUGAAGCCUAUGUCCAAGCUUUGGAGGGCAAAUACACCGAUCUUAACUCUAAUGAUGUAACUGGAUUGAGAGAAUCUGAAGAAAAGCUAAAGCAGCAACAGCAAGAGUCUGCCCGAAGGGAGAAUAUCCUUGUGAUGAGACUGGCAACUAAAGAGCAAGAGAUGCAGGAGUGUACUACUCAAAUUCAGUACCUCAAGCAAGUCCAGCAGCCUAGCGUGGCCCAACUGAGAUCGACCAUGGUGGACCCAGCCAUCAACUUGUUUUUCCUCAAAAUGAAAGGGGAACUGGAACAGACUAAAGACAAACUGGAACAAGCCCAAAAUGAACUGAGUGCCUGGAAGUUUACGCCUGAUAGAGGCCUGACGGCGUCGGACUAUUCCGAAGAAAUGACUUCCUCCGAGGAAAAAAAAAAAAAAAAAAAAAAAACCAAAAAAAUUCCCUUUCUAGAACGUUUAGACCCUUGACGUGGUUCUGUUGGAAGAGAAGAGAGGGAGAAACAGACGUCUGUGGUACACUGUGUCUACAGACAGUUUGGAGGAAAGACAAACCUAGAGAUUAAGAUCGCGAAUUGAACAUGUCAAAUUCCCGUAGGAUGUAAAAAUGGAAAAUGCCGUGCCCUUAACCUUGAGCCUAGUGACUUAGAGACACUGUCAGUGAUGAGACUGCGGACUUCCUGCUCGUUCACUGAACUUCUCGGUCCACACUCAGAUGAGGUGCCUCUUGCUUUACAGGGUUCCUUGGCUAAGGACCAGCCUUCGGUAGCCGUGACAGAAAACCAAGUGACGUACACGGAUGGCAGUGAAUACACACUUAAGCGUUUAGUAUUGGGCCGAACUCUAGUGCCGACCCGAGCCUUAAGUCGACGUGGUUUAAGCGAUGGUCGGUUCUUGGAACGGUUGGCUGUGACGUUGGCCGCUCUGAUCCAAGACUGUACAGAAAUGCAGGUGCGGCGUCCGCCCGCAGGUUUAAAAUCGUGUGACGCACCGCAUUUCACGGCUAUUCCGUACAAGAAAACUUAGGUGUGAUAAGCCUCACUCCACCAUUUUGGGCAGUAGAGGGAAUUUCUCGUAUCUCCGGCCCGCACGGCAGGCACACGCUCAGAUGGCGAUUGUCUUCGGUGUUAUGCGAGCUCCUUUUCCUCGAUUGUAAUGCGGGCUUUCUGUGUACUGCACUCACCCUGAAAUGUGCCCUGAAAUAGUUGUAACAGAUCAGCUCUUCUCC
This is a messenger RNA of Tachyglossus aculeatus (Australian echidna), 1480 nucleotides long. RefSeq names its product WT1 associated protein (gene WTAP). The record is from RefSeq and is a predicted model, not a curated record. The transcript has 7 exons. Lineage: Eukaryota; Metazoa; Chordata; Mammalia; Monotremata; Tachyglossidae. Gene Ontology annotation, biological process: regulation of alternative mRNA splicing, via spliceosome. Gene Ontology annotation, cellular component: nucleus. Bases 163 to 723 code for a protein of 186 amino acids.